AUGCGUGCACAUGCCUUGUCUGGUUUUCUCAUCUGUGAAACUCUGCGGUUCCCUUUCCUAUCAAUGCUGAUUUCUGGUGGUCACGCUUUGACCGUGCUUUCUCGUUCAGCUGACGAUUUCGUUCUAUAUGGACAAAGCGCUUCUGGAAGUCCUGGCGAAUGUAUGGAUAAAAUAGCAAGGGAAUUGAAGUUAAACGAAAUUCAAGAGUUCCGUGAGGUUCAUCCAGGCGCUGCCAUGGAACGAAUGGCGAGUCGGUGUUCUGAGAUUGGUCAUUUACGAUAUGGCGUUGCUGGACCAAGCACGUCAGGAGCUGAUAUGAAUUUCUCUCAGUUGAAGUCCUCAUAUUUAAACCUCGUGAGAAAACACAGAGAAGAUGCCGACUUCAGCGUAGAAGAUUUCUGUGCAAGUGUUCAACAUCACGUUACUCGCCAUCUAGUCUCAAAACUUCAUAAUUGCCUUGAGUAUCUUUCCGACAAUGGAGAAUUAUUGAGUAUAAAACAUCUUGUAAUCAGUGGUGGUGUCGCAGCAAAUGGAUACAUUUGUAACGGUAUAUCUAAGUUAGCAAGUUCUCACGGACUAGAGGUCAUCAAAGUCCCACCACGUUUAUGUACCGACAACGCAGAGAUGAUUGCAUGGAAUGGUAUUCUGUGCUUACGUGAGAAUUCUCCAAACAUCCAUCGAUACCCGGAGAUACCAGAGUCCAUUUAUGCGCAUAGACGUUUCCCUAUAGGUACGUGCUCACGUUCAUUGGUGCCUACGAAGCCAAGAAGGAGACUGGGUGUCACUACAGUACAUGGUGACAUGCCUCUGAAGUUUUUCGACAAGGAAGAGUUCAAAAAACAAGAAGCUAAUGCUUUGGCAGCUCCUUGA
Molecule: messenger RNA, 870 nt
Organism: Cooperia oncophora
Lineage: Eukaryota; Metazoa; Nematoda; Chromadorea; Rhabditida; Trichostrongylidae
Source: the annotation of a GenBank genome assembly